AUGGGAGUAAAUAGACGGGAUUCGGGAUUUCAAAUGGCGAGUCGGGGCUGUGAAAAUGGAUUGGGAAUUCUCCUGAUGUUCUUAGUGGAUUUACUCGGGAUCACGGCGACCAACAUGGAGCCCAUCUACUGGAAUUCCAUGAACAAAAGGUUUAGCGAUGAUAAGGGUUAUGUCCUCUACCCUCAAAUCGGGGAUCGUCUGGACCUCAUUUGCCCAGCGUCUGAGCCUCCCGGACCCCGGUCACCCACCGAAUACGAGUUCUAUAAACUGUACCUGGUUUCGUCACGGGAUCAGGCAGACAGGUGUGAAGUGACCGGAGCCCCCAACCUGCUUCUCACCUGCGAUAAGCCCAACAGUGAUAUGCGUUUCACCAUCAAGUUUCAGGAGUACUCGCCCAACCUGUGGGGUCACGAAUUUAAAACCAAUCAGGACUACUUCAUCAUCGCUACAUCAGAUGGGACGCGUCAGGGGCUGGAGAGCAUGAGAGGCGGAGUUUGCGCUACACAGGGCAUGAAGGUGGUGCUGAAAGUGGGACAGAGUCCAUAUGGUCUGCCGGCCAAAUCUCCCAAACCUGACCCUGCGGACCGUAUCAACAGCCUGAAUCCAGGUGCUGGAAACAACACACAUCCCAGAAUUCCCCCUAGAGGUCCUGGUGGAGAAAACGGCCCCCUUCCCCCCUCCAACAUCGCCGUUAUCGCAGGUGCAGCCGGCGGUUCGGCUUUCCUACUGCUCGUAACAGCCGUGAUCUGCGUGGUGUGCUACCGACGACGACAUGCCAAGCAUUCUGAAUCACACCACCCUCCGCUCUCCCUCUCGUCCCUGACCUCGCCCAAACGGGGCUGUGGCGGGGGCGUAGGAAGCGGCAACAACAACGGCUCGGAGCCUAGCGACAUCAUCAUCCCGCUGCGGACUUCUGACUCCGCCUACUGCCCACACUAUGAGAAAGUGAGCGGGGAUUAUGGCCAUCCGGUCUACAUCGUACAGGAGAUGCCACCUCAGAGUCCCGCCAACAUCUACUAUAAAGUAUGAGAACCGGAGACGACCUUACGACAACAUCUGCUAAGACCACACCCACCUUAAACGACUACCUAAGCCCCGCCCUCACAAUCAAAUCCCUGUAGAUCAGAUCCUUUUACAUUCACAUGCAUUUCUCCGACACCCUGACUGAUUGAGGUCGAUUGUGUCUGUGUCUGUGUGUGUGUGUGCGUGUGUGUGUGUUACCAUUUCUCGCAACUCACCCAACUUUGGCCUUUUGUUAGAGAGAGGUUGUCUCUUUGACGUCCCACAUGGGGAAAAGUUCUUAAAGCUAGAGAAGCCCUCCUGGAGUGAUUCAGCCAACUGAAAAAAACAUGAACUCCUUUCUUGGGGGCCAUUCUGGAGCACAAGCAUCAAAACUUUUUCUGAUGUACUUGCAAAAAGACUAAAAACACACAAAAAGAAAAGAAAACUCAACUUGUCAAUACCUACAAAGACAACAUGUGAACUUCGACUUCGAAUGCUACAUUUACUCACAAAUAGCAGUCUAGUUUGUGUUAAACUCCUUCGAAAGAGGGAGGGGCCAUCGAUUCAGCCAAUCGUCACACAGGGCUGCCAUCACAUGAUCUAGGACCCAUGUGUUUGAUUGGUGGAGUCGCAGUGGCGUGGAGAAUCUUGUAUAUUUUAAUAACGUGUGUAUUUUGUGAGUGUGUAGGAUAAAUAUUCCGACACUGCUGUCGCACACGUUGCGACCGGUGUGCUUCAGUGCAACUCGCGAGUGUUUUUGCGUACGGAUGAGUGCGUGUUUGAGUACAGUGUUAGCGUGAGCAUGGGAGCGUGUGACUGUUUCAAAACCAAAACACAAAAAUAUGAGCGAACAACAACAAAAAGUUUUUUUUAUCGCUUUCAACACAUAGAUUAUAAUUAUAUAUGAAUACUCAGUAAAAUAAUUUGUAGAUUUUUUUUCAUGUAAAGUUAGCUUGCUAGGCAUAAUUUUGGUUUUUCUAUUUUAUAUGACAUGCUGACCUUGUUUCUUACCCUUUUUGAGUUGUAAAUUAAUUUAAUGCUUUCAUUCCGUUGCAGAAACCGGGUUUGUUUGGUUCCCCCUCAUUCUCCUCUUUCCCUGGAGUCUCCUCCGCUCAACACAUAUAUUUUUAUAGCUCCUUUUACUCUGAUGUAGUUUUGAAGCUAGACCUCGUUUGUGAAUGUGUUGAGGUAGAAAAAUCCGAGAGAGUUUUUUUUUAUUAUUAUUUUUAAAGACGCUUGGAAUAAAGGGGGGAAAAAUCCAGAGAGGAGGGAAGAAUCGGAUGGGGGUGAAAUAAAAAGAAAAGUAUGCGAACACCGCCUGUUUGGGAAAGCAAACGCAUGAGCGAGGAAACUUCUAGAAAGACUGAAACUAUGGAAGAAUUACACAUUAAAAGAAAAAAAUAGGGGGAGGGGGAGGUGGGGGGGAGAGAAGGCAAGUUGAAAGAUGAGUGAAGGAGAAGAGAGAGAGAGGGAUGGAGAGGUUUUUAAUAAACUCGUCUGAAGCGGUGGAAGAGGCCGAUUUGGGGCCGGUGGUCUUCUGCGGUACAAAGAGCGGAAGAAACAAACUCAUUCUCUCAGAUGGACAACAGGAUAGAUGGACACACAUAAUUACUCUUUUACAGACACACAGUGCUCUUUUUUUGUUCACAUGAAGUGGGUUGGAAAUAUUUCUAGACUCGUUUCAAAUUCAUGAGUACCGGACGUGUCACAGCUUAGUAGAUAUGUUCACACACACACACACAUAUGGAGAAAGACUCAAACAGAAAAGCUCUUGUAGAGAUUUUCAUCACAUACACACAUGCACAGCUCAAAAACACAAUCAAAAGCCAUUCUAAUUGGGCAUACAUGCUGGUUACCUCAACAAAUGCCGUGAUUAGCAUUGUUCUUUCACAUUCUCUCUCUCUCUCUCUCUCUCUCUCACACACACACUCACACACACACACAGUCAUGCAGCUUUGUAACUAGCUGUGUGUACUGUAUAUCUCUGUUAUUGCCAAUGGAAAUCUCUCUUUUAGGCCUGAAAUACACUCUACGCAUGUAUGUGAACGCAAACGCUUCCAACUACACGUCGUUGCUUUCUGAAAUGUGUCAGGACUCAGUUGCAUUCUCAGCACAUAUUGGCAUAAACUAUGGUCAGUUUUCUCUGACAUGGCUGAUCAGCCGUCUGGCAAAGAAUCUUACAAAACUAGUUAGCUUCAGUUAGUCGAUGGCUGAAUUUGGAAUAGAACACUAUUCUUAAAAUAUCUGUCAUACAGUAUGCUAUUUCGAAAUAUUAGCUAAAGUGAAUUAAAAAUGGCAUGCUUUGACUAGCUUUUAGCUAAUUAGCAGAGAAAAUUUUGCCAUAUGGCGGUAAUGGUAACUACAGAGCCCCAUACAAAACAAGAUAUUGUUGCUACAAAUUAAGAAAUCAUUCAUACGAGUUAUUCAUUUGUGGCCACGUUUCAUUAAUUAGCUCUGUUGUUUUAGUUAAAUCCACACUUUAACUAAAGUGAGGGAACAAAGUACUACAACAUGGUCGCCAAUAAACUAAAACGAGGAAACUAAUUAAUACGUUUUAAUAAAUUUGUGGCCAUUUUAUCUUUUAUUUAUUUAUUUUUCCUGCAUGUCAUGUGUGAGAUUCCAUUGUAAGAACUGUAUGCUAGUAUGCUAUUCCGAAAACAGUUAACUAGUAGUAAAUAGUAAUGAAGCACCACACAUGUAAUGUGGGGGGAAAAGUAAACAAUUUAAUAAUUUGUUACCGAUUUUUACUUGAACUGUAUCCAAUUUGUACAUUUUGUAUUUCAAAAAGGUUGAUAUGACAUCUGUUCUUGCGUUUGCAAUGUGUUAACCAAGCCUCAGCAUACUAGCAUAGAUUAUUUUUCUGGCCUUAGGAGUACAAAUUGUGUUCUGUUUCACUGCCAUUGUCACAGUGUGUUUUGUAUGCGUGUAAAAGAAUGUUAUCGCUAAGAAAUACGCCGCAUACAUGCACAUAAUAACAAGCCAUUCAUACCCAAAUACGUUGGGGGUCUUAUUUUGCAGAUGUGAUUUGUGACUGACGUUGGGACUCGAACAAUCUGUUACUGUUUUCAAUCUGCCUAGAAAGCUUAAAUAUUUGUCUCUCAAAAGCAUUUAGUUUCGUAUCACUCUGGUGCAUCAAGACUGUGAGAUAUAAAAAAAAGAAACAACAUGACAUUGUUUUCCUGUCACAUUGAUGUUUUCUUCUUACACGCCAAUUUGGAUUUUGUCACUUCAAUAUCAAGUUGCCUAAAAUGUGGAGGUGUUACGUUUGUUCGGCGCUGUUGUAUUCGUGGGCUGUUUCAUACAUAUUUAAGCAUUCGAUUUCUGUUCAAAUUCUGUUUUUUAGCAUUUACUAAAACAAUCAGCGUAAGCCAUGUCUCUGACCCUGUGCACAUGGACUUGGAUACGUGUGUGUGCGUGCAGGUGUGCGUAUGUCCGAAACACACGUGGACAUCGUUCGAAGAUGGACCGACGCAUUGCGUUCGGAUCACAGAGGACACACGAGGAGACACAAACUCUCUCUGCUCACCAUCCUCCCUCCCAUCUUUCACAUUGAGUGGUUCUUUGUGCACUUGCUUUUCGCCACGAACGCUGGGACCAGUAUUCUGUACGCAGACACAAGCGGGGACGAACCACAAAGUGUGUAUUUUUUUUAGAGAACGCUUCAGUUGUGUGUACGUGUUUCUCUGUGCCAAUAGCCAGCGGGUGGUGGCCACUUUAAAGACCUCCAUUCCUCUCCAGUGAUGUGUUCAGACGUUUGUAAAACACCAUGUUUUUGUGUGUGCUGUUUUCUUUUCCGUGUCCAUCGCUCCAUCUUCCCCCUCACGAUCCCUCUCUUGUUUUCCCUCCUGCAUACAUGCCUUUAUAAAGGGUUAAACAACUAAUACAUUCCUUUGAAGAAAUGUUGAUUAAAAAAGACAAAAAAACUUUACAAUGCA
Molecule: messenger RNA, 4937 nt
Organism: Carassius auratus (goldfish)
Lineage: Eukaryota; Metazoa; Chordata; Actinopteri; Cypriniformes; Cyprinidae
Product: ephrin-B3
Exons: 5
Coding region: 1-1029 (342 amino acids)
Biological process (GO): ephrin receptor signaling pathway; axon guidance
Cellular component (GO): plasma membrane
Molecular function (GO): ephrin receptor binding
Source: RefSeq, a predicted model, not a curated record